This is a messenger RNA of Mus caroli (Ryukyu mouse), 1360 nucleotides long. NCBI's taxonomy places the organism in Eukaryota, Metazoa, Chordata, Mammalia, Rodentia, Muridae. The record is from RefSeq and is a predicted model, not a curated record.
GGGUGGGCCACCUUGGCGGGACGAGGGAGAGAACGCUUGCUUCUGUGCUCCGCCUGCGAAGGAGAGGUUUCUGUAGCCAGACUGAGCUAGUCCGGGUGGUCCAGGGUCUGCAGCAGGCGCAGAGGGAUCGGAAAGGCGAUGCAUUACUAGUGCGCUUUCGCUUUGACAGCUGAGGCGGAAAAGUGAGAGGGCCUGCCAUUGGCCGGGCUAGGUAACCCACCCUUGCAAAGCAGAAAGCUCCCUGCGGGAGGAGUUCUGCACGCAGAGGAGGAGCCAAGGUAGCCAGUGAGAAGUUGGGACACGGUCCUCCAGUAGAUAAGAGGCAGAGCCCAGCAGGAACCCCCUCUGCUUGCGAGUAGGAAGCUUGGGGAGCAGCCUCAUGGAAGAGAAGCAGAUCCUGUGCGUGGGGCUGGUGGUGCUGGACAUCAUCAAUGUGGUGGACAAAUACCCAGAGGAAGACACGGAUCGCAGCUUCCUGGUGGCUGACUUCAGGCAGAGGGGCGUGGAUGUGUCUCAAGUGACUUGGCAGAGACAGGGAGAUACCCCUUGCUCUUGCUGCAUCGUCAACAACUCCAAUGGCUCCCGUACCAUUAUACUCUACGACACGAACCUGCCAGAUGUGUCUGCUAAGGACUUUGAGAAGGUCGAUCUGACCCGGUUCAAGUGGAUCCACAUUGAGGGCCGGAAUGCAUCGGAACAGGUGAAGAUGCUGCAGCGGAUAGAGGAGCACAAUGCCAAGCAGCCUCUGCCACAGAAGGUCCGGGUGUCGGUGGAGAUAGAGAAGCCCCGUGAGGAGCUCUUCCAGUUGUUUAGCUAUGGCGAGGUGGUGUUUGUCAGCAAAGAUGUGGCCAAGCACCUGGGGUUCCAGUCAGCGGUGGAGGCCCUGAGGGGCUUGUACAGUCGAGUGAAGAAAGGGGCUACGCUUGUCUGUGCCUGGGCUGAGGAGGGUGCCGAUGCCCUGGGCCCCGAUGGUCAGCUGCUCCACUCAGAUGCCUUCCCACCGCCCCGAGUAGUAGACACUCUUGGGGCUGGAGACACCUUCAAUGCCUCUGUCAUCUUCAGCCUCUCGAAGGGAAACAGCAUGCAAGAGGCCCUGAGAUUCGGGUGCCAGGUGGCUGGCAAGAAGUGUGGCUUGCAGGGGUUUGAGGGCAUUGUGUGAGAGGCAAGCGGCACCAGCUCAAUACCUCAGAGGCUGGCACCAUGCCUGCCACUGCCUUCUCUACUUCAUCCAGCUUGGCAUCCAGCUGCCAUUCCCCGGCAGGUGUAGGCUGUGAGACAGCCUCUGUCUGUGUCUGCGUCUCUGUAUACCUAUCUCCUCUCUGCAGAUACCUGGAGCAAAUAAAUCUUCCCCUGAGCCAGC